UGAAACCAGUCCAUCUCCUUCACCUUGGGAAAGAGGCCAGGCUGGGGAACAGUAUAAAGGGCAUCCCGGCCCCUGCUCGGCUCAGUGCUCCACUAGAAGCUCCUCCAGCCGUCCUCACUGUGAGUCAGGUUGACCUAAAGCAGCUUCCAAGAUGUCCCAGCAAGGUACUCUGCCAGUGACCCUGCCCCCUGCCCUCUGUAAGGAGCCCGUCAAGCCUGUUUCUCCUCCCACCAAUAUCCAGCAGGAGCAAGUGAAGCAGCCAACUCCACUGCCUGCCCCAUGCCAGAAGGUCAUCCCAGGGAAGGAUCCCUUGGAGCUCGGGGAGAAACACACAACUCCUGUGAAGGAGGUGCCCGAGCAAGGGUGUAAGCCACAGCAACAGGAGCCACAGCAUCCGGAACAGCAUCUGGAACAGCAGCAGCAGCAGCAGCAGCAGCAGCAGCAAGAGUCACAGAAGCAAGAAAAGCAUGUAGAACAGCAGCAGCAGCAGCAGCAGCAGCAGCAGCAGCAAGAGUCACAGAAGCAAGAAAAGCAUGUAGAACAGCAGCAGCAGCAGCAGCAGCAAGAGUCACAGAAGCAAGAAAAGCAUGUAGAACAGCAGCAGAAGCAGCAAGAGUCACAGAAGCAAGAAAAGCAUGUAGAACAGCAGCAGAAGCAGCAAGAGUCACAGAAGCAAGAAAAGCAUGUAGAGCAGCAGCAGAAGCAGCAAGAGUCACAGAAGCAAGAAAAGCAUGUGGAACAGCAGCAGCAGCAAGAGUCACAGAAGCAAGAAAAGCAUGUAGAACAGCAGCAGCAGCAAGAGUCACAGAAGCAAGAAAAGCACGUAGAACAGCAGCAGAAGCAGCAAGAGUCACAGAAGCAAGAAAAGCAUGUGGAACAGCAGCAGCAGCAAGAGUCACAGAAGCAGGAAAAGCAUGUAGAACAGCAGCAGAAGCAGCAAGAGUCACAGAAGCAGGAAAAGCAUGUGGAACAGCAGCAGCAGCAAGAGUCACAGAAGCAGGAAAAGCAUGUAGAACAGCAGCAGAAGCAGCAAGAGUCACAGAAGCAAGAAAAGCAUGUGGAACAGCAGCAGCAGCAAGAGUCACAGAAGCAGGAAAAGCAUGUAGAACAGCAGCAGAAGCAGCAAGAGUCACAGAAGCAGGAAAAGCAUGUGGAACAGCAGCAGCAGCAAGAGUCACAGAAGCAGGAAAAGCAUGUGGAACAGCAGCAGCAGCAAGAGUCACAGAAGCAGGAAAAGCAUGUGGAACAGCAGCAGAAGCAGCAAGAGUCACAGAAGCAGGAAAAGCAUGUAGAACAGCAGCAGAAGCAGCAAGAGUCACAGAAGCAAGAAAAGCAUGUAGAGCAGCAGCAGAAGCAGCAAGAGUCACAGAAGCAAGAAAAGCAUGUGGAACAGCAGCAGCAGCAAGAGUCACAGAAGCAAGAAAAGCACGUAGAACAGCAGCAGAAGCAGCAAGAGUCACAGAAGGAAGAAAAGCAUGUAGAACAGCAGCAGAAGCAGCAAGAGUCACAGAAGCAACAAAAGCAUGUAGAACAGCAGCAGAAGCAGCAAGAGUCACAGAAGCAGGAAAAGCAUGUAGAACAGCAGCAGAAGCAGCAAGAGUCACAGAAGCAACAAAAGCAUGUAGAACAGCAGCAGAAGCAGCAAGAGUCACAGAAGCAGGAAAAGCAUGUAGAACAGCAGCAGAAGCAGCAAGAGUCACAGAAGCAGGAAAAGCAUGUAGAACAGCAGCAGCAACAGCAAGAAUCACAGAAGCAGGACCAGCAUGUGCAACAGCUGGAGCAGGAGAAGAAGGUCUUGGGCCAGCGGCUGGAUCAAGAGCCAGCAAAGAAAGAUGAGCAACUGGAAAAGAAAGGGGAGCAGCUGCUGGAGCAGCAGGAGGGGCCGCUGAAGCAGCCUCUGCUUGUCCCAGCUCCUGGCCAGGUCUAAGAGACUGACCCAGUCCAGCCCCUGAAGGGAGAAGUCUUGCCCCCUAAAGAAGCAGGAGGUGUAGUGUCCCCCAAACAUACGUAACCACCCCCAGGGUCCCAGAGGCCCCUGGAAAUCCCACACAAGUGAAGAGAGAGCCAGUGGCCUGGCUUACCUCCAGUCCCCAGCCUGGGUGGCCCACCUUAUCUGUGAACCUGCCUGACCCUGUCCUUCUGCAUGUCUCUUGGAUAGGGCUUGGGAAGGGAGGGGAGCUAUUGCCCAGCACCCACCCCUGAUGAGCCCAAUCCCAACCUCAGGUGGCCAGAGCCUCUGCUUGAAGAGACAGUGACUAUAGCAACUCUGACUGCAUCCCCACUACUAUUGCUGAAUCUGUGAGUGUGUACAAUAAUACAGAAUAAAUGUUGGAAGGCCUGGGA
Messenger RNA from Balaenoptera musculus (blue whale), 2343 nucleotides. RefSeq names its product involucrin (gene IVL). Bases 152 to 1927 code for a protein of 591 amino acids. The transcript is spliced from 2 exons. The record is from RefSeq and is a predicted model, not a curated record. NCBI's taxonomy places the organism in Eukaryota, Metazoa, Chordata, Mammalia, Artiodactyla, Balaenopteridae.